UUCCUCGUCCCGCUUCCUCUCUUUCUAUCCGCAUCCGAAUUGGACGUCACACGGCGCAAUACAUCAUCAUCAUAACGACUCUCCGUCUUCUCCGGAUGAAAAGGUCGUCUAGGUCGAUGAACGAAGAUGAAGCCGAACCACCGGUGCGGGCACGCGUUUCCAACGCCUGCGACACCUGCAAGGCGAGGAAAGUGAAAUGCGACGGCAACGUCCCCUGCGCUUACUGUGCCCGUCGCCAACGGGGCUCUUCUUGUCACUAUUCCCCCCAGACCCGACGACGGACUACCGUCCCCCGAGCUACCGCCACGCCUGAAUCUUCCGUGAGGACCAGGACACCUGAUCGCCUCAGCCGUCGGGACCUUGAUCUCUCCCCGGCGACGACGACUUUUCAUCCCGGCCCAAGUGAACGUGAACCUCACCAUCGUGUAGCUACGCCAGCGUCUUCUCAAGCUACUACCCACGUUCAUACUCAUGCGCGGGAGUCGCUGGGCGACGAGGAGACGGAUGUGCCCCGGGAAGCCCGUCUGCUUCGGGACGGUCAGGGGAAGUUGAUUUUCAUCGGCGACUGUGCCCCGUUGUCGUUCUUCCAAAGUGUACGGCAGCUUAUUACCAGCAGGGUCGAUCCCAACGCCUUUGCUCACCAGACCGGCCGCUUCUCCGGUCCAGACACCUCGUUGUCGAGACCACCCGCUGAGCCCUACACUUCUCCGCCUGCUCUCCACCAUAACACCAUCGCCUCUGCUGUGGCAAGCUAUUCUGCUGUGACAAGCGGCAUCGUCGACCUCUUCCCCCACCCUCGUCUCGUGGACGACAUCUCCAUCUGGUCCAGUCAGGCGCAGGCAGCCCGUCUCAGCGACAUCUCAUCGGCCGUCAAUUACCUGGUCCUCUCCAUUGGCUAUCAGCCCACUCAAGAAUCGCUUGCCUUUGCCUACUUCGACUACGCCAGGGGGAAUGCCCUCGCCAACCUCAGCGGCAACCUCACCAUUCCGACUAUUCAGGCUUUUAUUCUCAUCACGCUCUACAUGCUGGGGUCAUGUCAGACCAACGGCGCCUUUGUCUUUUUCGGCAUCGCUGUCAGAGCGGCUUACUCCAUAGGCAUACAUCGGACAGAGAUCAAUGCCCGGUUCGGCUCGGAAACGCAACACCAACGUGAUCGUCUGUGGAAGAGCCUCCGAGUCUUGGACCUUUUCCUGAGCACCUCCAUGGGCCGCCCCCCCGCCACCUCAGACGUCGACUGCACCGUUCCCUACGGAGCAGCCGACGAGAACGGGGUCGAGCAUUUCGACACCCUCAACGCCUCGGUCCAGAUCUUCCUCAUCACCGAGGAGAUCGUCGUCGAGGUAUAUUCGCGGAAGAAGAUCUCGUACCAGCUCACCGAGGGCAUCUCUCGUCGCCUACGUGAAUGGGCCGUUCAGUGGCUGCCAAGACUGCGGAACGUCGUCGCCGUUGCACCCGCCGAUGAUAACCCUGGGAGCACGACGGGGGCUUGCCAGGUUAUGUGCUCUUACUUUUAUGCCGUCAUUCUGGUGUCGAGGCCCUUUCUGAUGUUUGAGAUGCACAAACGCCUGUCUGGGGACCUACCUCGACAUGGACAUCCCGCCAGCCAUAAUGACGGUGCACACUCCAGCGUCCGGUCGAAACUGGCCGAUGCCUGCAUUGAUUCUGCGAGCUUCAUGGUUGAGCAUGUGGCCGAUUUGAUCGACAGAGGACAUCUCCAGGGCCAUAUGCCUUUGAUAGUAUCUUGGCUCUUUGCCGCUUCCCUAGUCCUAGGCAUCGGCCUCCUCGGAUCCUUCGGCCGAAUAUUAGAAAAAUACACGCGCAAGUGCAUCCAAUCUCUCGAACACUUUUCCAAAAACGACACCAACGCCGCGCAGUACGCCCUCAUCGCCAAGUCCCUCCUCGCCUCGGCCCUCGGCUUCCUGGAGAAGAGGGAACUCGACGAGAGGCAGCGGAGAACCGAGAGCUCCUCCCAGCUCUUCGGCCUCGUUCCCCGUGAUGGCCAGGAAUGCGGGCCCAGGCCCGUGUCGCAGUCCCCGUCGCAGUCCCAGUCACAAUCGCAGCAGCAGGCCGCUGCCGCCUCCUCUGGGACGGGGUACCUGGGCUUGGAUACGCCUCCGUUUGGGGACAUGAUUACGGGGUUUCUGGGGCUGCCGAAUUCGCUACCCCGAACCCCCAGUCUGUCUUCGUUUUCGAUGGAGGGGAGGAUGGAUGGCGGAGGUGAUGCUUCGUUUAAUGACUUUAAUCUGUUCCAAUUGUUGGACGGGGGAGGUCACAUUGAUCUGGGUCCUUACAUGUGA
This is a messenger RNA of Sodiomyces alkalinus F11, 2297 nucleotides long. Its product is annotated as fungal-specific transcription factor domain-containing protein. Gene Ontology annotation, cellular component: nucleus. The transcript is spliced from 9 exons. Gene Ontology annotation, biological process: DNA-templated transcription; positive regulation of transcription from RNA polymerase II promoter by galactose. The record is from RefSeq and is a predicted model, not a curated record. The coding region runs from base 96 to 2297 and encodes 733 amino acids. Gene Ontology annotation, molecular function: RNA polymerase II cis-regulatory region sequence-specific DNA binding; DNA-binding transcription factor activity, RNA polymerase II-specific; zinc ion binding. NCBI's taxonomy places the organism in Eukaryota, Fungi, Ascomycota, Sordariomycetes, Glomerellales, Plectosphaerellaceae.